Molecule: messenger RNA, 468 nt
Organism: Vanrija pseudolonga
Lineage: Eukaryota; Fungi; Basidiomycota; Tremellomycetes; Trichosporonales; Trichosporonaceae
Exons: 2
Coding region: 1-468 (155 amino acids)
Molecular function (GO): protein binding
Source: RefSeq, a predicted model, not a curated record
AUGACACAACCACCCAAAGAGUCCUGGUGGCAGAAGCUGCGGCGCGGCUCGGCGCCCCCAGUCGACCCGGCCAGCGUCAACGAGCUCGUCGCGCUCGGCUUUCCCUCUGACGCCGUCGUAGCCGCGCUGAAGAAGAGGAACGGCGACCUCGAGAUGGCCAAGCACCAGCUCUACCACGACAAGGGCAACCACCGCGAGCCCGAAGACAACCCCGGGUGCAAGUACAAGGCCCAACAGGAGUCGGCCGACAGGCUGCGCAAGGCCGACCAGAAGGCGCAAGAGGCCGAGCGCGAGCGCGCCAAGAUGCGCAACGCGGUCGACUACGCCAAGUACCAGGACAACCGCGGCGCGAGCGCCUAUCUGCCUCCUCAGGACCGAUACAACCGUCGGAAGGUCGUCGGCAUCCAGAGCGAGUCAGAAUUCGCGGCGGCAGCCAACAGUGGGCUGCAUAGAAAGUACGGCAGCUAG